Messenger RNA from Aspergillus homomorphus CBS 101889, 2289 nucleotides. RefSeq names its product thiosulfate sulfurtransferase. Gene Ontology annotation, cellular component: mitochondrion. The record is from RefSeq and is a predicted model, not a curated record. Lineage: Eukaryota; Fungi; Ascomycota; Eurotiomycetes; Eurotiales; Aspergillaceae. Gene Ontology annotation, biological process: transsulfuration. Bases 1 to 2289 code for a protein of 762 amino acids. Gene Ontology annotation, molecular function: thiosulfate-cyanide sulfurtransferase activity. The transcript has 3 exons.
AUGGCUUUCGCUACUCUUCGUAACUCUAUCCCCUCACCGACUCGCCUGGUCCGUUCUACCAUGUCGACUUCACACCAAGCGCGACAGCAAUUCCAGAGUCGCCAGUAUUCCUUUGCUUCAUACCUGGUGGCUCCCAAAGAAUUGGACACUGCCUUGAAGAAGAAUCCGGCGACGAAGAUCUCGACAUCCCCUCGUGUAGUCCCUCUAUGCGCCGCCUGGUUCAUGCCAAAUGACCCCGAGGGUCGCAAAGGAAUCGACGUUUUCCGCAAGCAUCGCAUCCCGGGAGCUCGGUUUUUUGACCUCGAUGCUGUCAAAGAUCAUGAGUCUCCAUACCCGCACAUGCUCCCCACCGCCGAAACAUUCGCCGAAGCCAUGAGUGAACUGGGCAUCCGACGCGACGACGAGGUGGUGGUGUACGACUCCGCAGAAGUUGGCAUCUUCAGUGCGCCUCGUGUCGGCUGGACCCUUCGCGUCUUUGGACACCCGCGAGUGCAUGUUCUGAACAAUUACAAAGUGUGGGUUGCGGAGGGCUUCCCCACCGAGACCGGAGAGCCCCAGCAGCCGGAGAAGACCAACUACCCGGUCCCUACAUACGACUCAAAGCUCGUGAUCCCGUACCGAGAGCUGAAGGAGAUCGCCAAGGAGCACAGGAAGGAGGGUGCGAAAGAAGUGGAGAUCCUUGAUGCACGGUCCUAUGGCCGCUGGGCGGGCACCGACCCUGAACCGCGCCCGGGCCUGUCUUCAGGACACAUUCCGGGCUCCAAGAGCCUGUCGUUCCAGGAGCUGCUGGACCCCGAAACUAAGACCUUCCUGUCCGGGCCCGAGCUGCGCAAGAUCUUCGAGAGCAAGGACAUUGACACGUCCAAGUCAAUUAUCAGCUCCUGUGGCACCGGUGUAACGGCGACUAUCAUCGAGACCGCAUUGGCUGAGGCGGAAUACGGCGAGCCGAACCUUCGGAGGGUUUACGAUGGGAGCUGGACCAACGCGUCCUGUCCUGCCGAUCGCCUGAGGGCAAUUAUGACGACCGGACGCAAGGUCUUCCACUGCGCCGUGGAUGAGACGGCGUUAACCACCAAUAUCAGCGAAAUCAAAAAAUGGACCACCAACGGGGCGAUUACUCUGAUUGUGCCUCUCUACACCCUUGAACGCCUCCAUGCAUUGAAGAGAGCCGGGUCGCAGGUCGCCAUCAACGCCCGCGAGGCUGUCCGCUUCCUCGACCGGGUUACCUCGGGCAAGGACAACAUCUCUUCCGAACGGGUUGCUUUGCAGGGUCCCAUGGAGCAGUACGAGAAUUGGGCGGAGGCGGAGAAGUUCUUCCUGCCCGAGUUCGAGGAGGAUCCGGAGGCGAUUGACGGAGUUGGCCCCGACGGCCCGACGGCGCACCCCGACGAGAAAGGCAAAGAACCCAAGAAGAAUGGCGCCUCACCGGACGAUUUAUCCCAGAUGCUACUCAACAAAUUGAACUUCAAGAAGGAACUUGAUGCAGUCUCGAAUACGUCGAACGGCACCCACAGUGCUCCCUCCCGUCCGUCUUCCCGAAGCUCUCGAACCAGCCCCGAAUGUGCCAACUCGCAGGUGAUAACCAACGGAGGAGGAUCGAAGGGGAACAAGGCAAAGCGCGCCAACGGGCAUCGUCGUUCGGCGUCUAGCUCGACCAUUCCCACGGUCCCACCGGUGCUCCGACCCUUGCUCAGCGCGCUGCUGUGGCGACUGCACCAGGGUCCCGAUGCUUCGAAUGCGGCCAAGACUUGUAUCUUGAUCACGAAUGAUCCACAGACUCAGCUUUGGGCACAGAAGUUCGGCAUCGCGGUUAAGAACAUUCAUCAGCUGCGGACAUCCAUCCAGUACGAGGAGCGGGAAUUCAAGAACCGAUGCAAAUAUGUCGAAAAGACCCAGGCCGGCAGCAGCAGCGAACCGAAGUCUCUUCUGUCGUAUGAGGACGAGAGCGACGAAGAUGAGCUCGUCUUCGUUCCUCGCGGUCGAGGCAAGGGAGCAUCGCGCGGUGGUGGUUCUCGCGGGGCCAACAGUCGCAAGACGGUUGUCGCCAAAAGUGUGGCCCCGCCCGUUGAGGCUACAAUGGAGAUCCCCACUCAGCCGAUUGACCCGAACUCGUUCAGCCGUUCGCUUGGCCCUUCCAAACAACAGCCCACAGUCGACCUCAGCACUCAGUCCGGCGCAGCACGGGGCAUGGCGGGUGCGUCUCGGAACUACGCCAAUAACCGCCGGGGAGCCUCUCGGGGCCCUACUCGUGGUAACAGCCGGGGUCGUGGGAAGCUUUGGGUUCCUUGA